Molecule: messenger RNA, 1864 nt
Organism: Nestor notabilis (Kea)
Lineage: Eukaryota; Metazoa; Chordata; Aves; Psittaciformes; Psittacidae
Product: phosphatidylinositol 3-kinase regulatory subunit beta-like
Biological process (GO): insulin receptor signaling pathway; phosphatidylinositol phosphate biosynthetic process
Cellular component (GO): phosphatidylinositol 3-kinase complex
Molecular function (GO): 1-phosphatidylinositol-3-kinase regulator activity
Source: RefSeq, a predicted model, not a curated record
AUUGGACCCUGGGCGACCUGGAGCCCUUCGACGUGCACUCCCUGUGCGAGGCGCUGCGAGGCUACCUGCAGGACCUGCCCUCCCCCGUGGUGCCGGUGGCCGUGCACGGAGACAUCCUGCGUAUCCUGCAGGAGAUACCCCAGCCAGACCCAGAGCUGAGCCCUGACUUCUCCGUGCUGUUCUUGGAGAUGCUUCUGCAGGCGAAGGAGUUGGAGCUGGAACAGUUGCCUCCAGCCUUGCCUCCAAAACCCCCUAAGCCAAAGCCCAGCGCAGCCAGCUUGGCCAACGGGAGCAGCGUGUCCUUGCAGGACGCCGAGUGGUACUGGGGUGACAUUUCACGGGAGGAGGUGAACGAGAAGCUACGGGACACGCCGGAUGGUACCUUCUUGGUGCGUGAUGCCUCCAGCAAGAUCCAGGGGGAAUACACCCUCACGCUCAGGAAGGGAGGCAAUAACAAGCUGAUCAAGAUCUUUCACCGGGAGGGGAAGUACGGCUUCUCGGAGCCCCUGAACGGCGCGGUGGUGAACCUCACCACCCACUACCGCCAUGAGUCACUCGCCCAGUACAACGCCAAGCUGGACACCAGGCUGCUCUACCCCAUCUCCAAGUACCAGCAGGACCAAGUGGUGAAGGAGGACAGCGUGGAAGCCGUCGGGGAGCAGCUGAAGGUCUAUCACCAGCAGUACCAGGACAAGAGCUGGGAGUACGACCUGCUGUAUGAGGAGUACACGCGCACGUCCCAGGAGCUGCAGAUGAAGAGGACUGCAAUUGAGGCCUUCAACGAGACAAUCAAGAUCUUUGAGGAGCAGUGUCAGACGCAGGAGAAAUGCAGCAAGGAGUACAUCGAGCGCUUCCGGCGCGAGGGCAACGAGAAGGAGGUGCAACGGAUCCUCAUGAACUCGGAGAAGCUCAAGUCCCGCAUCACAGAAAUCCAUGACAGCAAGAUGAAGCUGGAGCAGGACCUGAAGAAACAAGCCUCGGAGAACCGGGAGAUCGACAAGCGCAUGAACAGCCUCAAGCCAGACCUCAUGCAGCUGCGCAAACUGCGGGACCAGUACCUGGUGUGGCUGACACAGAAGGGAGCCCGGCAGAAGAAGAUCAACGAGUGGCUGGGUAUCAAGAACGAGACAGAGGACCAGUACUCCAUGAUGGAUGAUGAGGAGGAGCUGCCCCACCACGAGGAACGAACGUGGUACGUGGGGAAGAUCAACCGCUUGCAGGCAGAGGAGAUGCUCUGUGGCAAGCGGGACGGCACCUUCCUGAUCCGCGAGAGCAGCCAGAAGGGGUGUUACGCCUGCUCCGUGGUGGUGGACGGUGACACCAAACACUGUGUGAUCUACAAAACAGCGACAGGCUACGGGUUCGCUGAGCCCUACAACCUCUACGCCUCCCUCAAGGACCUGGUCUUGCACUACAAGCACACGUCCCUGGUGCAGCACAAUGACUCCCUGAAUGUCACGCUGGCUCACCCUGUCCUUUCCCAGCCACCAGCCAGAUGAGCAGCCCGUGCACAACGUUACAGCUGCCUUCAGCUUCUCCCCAGGGCGCUGCUUUCUGGCUCUGGACUCUUUGCACCCUGUAUAGUUGAGUCUCUGUGCUCCUGCCCCUCCAGAGCCUCUGAGAUGUCUGUGACCGUUCCUGAUGUCCCUUUUGGUCAGUAGCUGAAUCCCGUGUUGGCUGGUGGGACAAAAAGGCUGGGCUGUUGAUUCCCAGUGGACUCCAGCCUCUAGGAAGCAGGAUCCAGUCGUGACUGAAUUGCUGGGGGUGAGCACAGUCCUCUCUCCUUCCCCAAUCAGCAGGUCAGAUCCCCUCUUGCUGGCAGGUCGCCCCGCUGUGCAUCACUGUAGAGGUAGAUUCCCGAUUC